AUGUCUCUUGACUUCAGUAUAAUCAGAAACAACGACGGCCUUCAGAAAAAUCCCGAAAGCUGUGAGUCUAUAAAUGGUAAUGGUAAAAGUGUUUUGAAUCAGAAAAGUGAACUUCAGAGAGCUUUAGAAAAACGUGAAGCCGUAUUAAGACGAGAGACUGUUAAAAAAUGUGAAGAAAAUUAUAAAGACGAUCCAAGAACGGCAUUACAAAGAGCACUUGAACAAAGAGCGCGACAAAUUGAGCUUAUGGAACAUCCUCCUGCAGCUGAACCACCAAAUCCGUUAGUAACUGCGAGAGCAAAAUUACGGACACGCACGGAUUCACAGUGA
Cotesia congregata is the source of this 330-nucleotide messenger RNA. The record is from the annotation of a GenBank genome assembly. NCBI's taxonomy places the organism in Eukaryota, Metazoa, Arthropoda, Insecta, Hymenoptera, Braconidae.